ACUUGAAUAACAAACAGGUGUGCGCAAAAAAUGGCAAAAGAAAGGCCGCGGGAGACAACAGAGAGUCACCCAAGAAAAAAAAAGGAAUGUGGACCAGGACAAAAAAUCAGUGGCAGACCAAAAACGUGAAUUCCAAGCCAGAUAUGCGGAGGAGCACCAGCUCGGAGAAGGAGGCUGCGGAGCAGUGUUUGCUGGCUACCGGAUAGAAGAUCGUUUUCCAGUUGCCAUCAAACACAUUCCCAAAAAUAAAGUCUACUGCAAAGUGGCGGAUGAAAGCGGGAAGAAGCUCUCGGUGGAAGUGGCCAUUAUGGUUAAACUUGCAAGUGAAGCAGAAGGGUCAGUGGGAAUAUCUGCACCUGUGUCCUUGCUGGAGUGGUUCGACCUUGGCAAAGAGCUGAUCCUGGUGCUGGAGAGACCUGUCCCUGCUGUGGACCUGCAAAAAUACAAAGCAGAAAAUGGAAGAACUUUAACAGAGGACAAGGCCAAGGUCAUUCUGAAGCAACUAGUUGAUGCUGUAAAGGAACUUGAGGAUAAACACAUCUUUCAUCGGGACAUCAAGGGACAAAACAUUCUGAUUGAGACCGGCUCAGAUGUGCCUCGUGUUCGCAUCAUUGACUUUGGACUGAGCUGCUUUGUUAAACAGCGAUCUCUGUAUCGCAUCUUCUAUGGCACUCCUCUUCACAUCCCUCCCGAGUGGUACAUUAGGAGCUGCUACAGGUGUGGACCCACCACGGUGUGGCAAAUGGGAGUGGUGUUGUAUGAAGCGCUUCAUGCACAUACUUUAGUACCGCGAGGUUCCUCACAAAGAAACUGAGCAUCAAAAAGCGUCUGUCCACAGAAUGCCGCAAUUUCUUGGACGCAUGUUUAGCUAUAGUCCCGGAGAAGCGCCCAACACUGGAGGAGCUCCAGCUUCACCCCUGGCUAAGAUAACACACACAAACACACAAUUCACACCUUAUCAUAUAAGUAUGAUACAUUGUAGUAACUUUCUUUCUUUUUUCUGUUGGACAGGAAUAGAUAGAAUGGGUCAAUCUUAAAAAUAAAUAAAUAAAAAUUUAGCUUUUUUGGAGUUCCUGUAACCCCCCCAGCCAUCCCAGGAAAGGGGAUCUCUCUUUGAAUGGGCUUUCCCGAGGUUUCUUCCCAUCGAUCUGGCCCCCUGGGGAGUUUUUCCUCGUCUUCAUAGAGAGCUUGGGCUGGGUCAGGAGCUCCAUCAAAACUGUCUUUAUUUGAUGACUUUAAAAUAAAGAUGUGUUUUACUUAAAUAAAACUUGUUUAAUUCA
This is a messenger RNA of Oreochromis niloticus (Nile tilapia), 1280 nucleotides long. RefSeq names its product serine/threonine-protein kinase pim-2-like. Gene Ontology annotation, cellular component: cytoplasm. The transcript has 7 exons. Gene Ontology annotation, molecular function: ATP binding; protein serine/threonine kinase activity. The record is from RefSeq and is a predicted model, not a curated record. NCBI's taxonomy places the organism in Eukaryota, Metazoa, Chordata, Actinopteri, Cichliformes, Cichlidae. Gene Ontology annotation, biological process: protein autophosphorylation; negative regulation of apoptotic process; regulation of mitotic cell cycle. Bases 308 to 814 code for a protein of 168 amino acids.